Messenger RNA from Drosophila santomea, 1477 nucleotides. RefSeq lists its product as uncharacterized. The record is from RefSeq and is a predicted model, not a curated record. NCBI's taxonomy places the organism in Eukaryota, Metazoa, Arthropoda, Insecta, Diptera, Drosophilidae. The coding region runs from base 135 to 473 and encodes 112 amino acids. The transcript has a single exon.
GUUGAAGCCAAUCUAGCCUGCCCAGGUGCUUCAAUCAUUUGAACACACACACAUAGCUCCGGGACUCUCCGGGAAAUUUUCAACGUGCACUGCAACGCUUUCGAAUUUGCGACCGGUUUUGGCUCGGCUUUGCCAUGGACGAGUUACUAAAUCUGAUUCUCAGCGGCAUACAGCUUCAACUGGAGGAGUCUGCGGAGGAUAGCGAGGAGGACAUCGAGGGGGUGAUGGAGGACGAAGGAGCACUGGACGGACCUGAUACCAGAUUGCUGUACUACUUCAGCAGAUUGUACAACUUUCUCAGUGGGAAUAUCUUCCUGACCACCUACGUGGAGCGCGGGCGGAGGGAAUACUUUGCGGGAUUCAGCAAUGUGCAAUUGGUGGCUCCGUUCCAGGGCGAUCGACAGAGCAAGCGGUACCGCUGGAUCCACCUGUCUCUCAUCUUUCGCGCCUUCAGAUCCACGACUGGGUCCUAAGGAAGAUACCCCCCACCGUGUCACAGCCAAAUUGAAAUUCCAUUUGGCAUUUGUUCGGAGUUGUUGGUCCAUCUAGUUUCAUUUUGCGCCCUGGCUUUCGCCUCUGCACCCCCCAAAGUCCACAUCUCUGCCCUUUUCGGGUCCCCUGUGAAAGAGUGUGUGUGUGUGACAUUUUGGCAGCAGUUCAACGGAAAAACGUUUGGCAGCACGGCCAGAAAAUGAUAAGCCUGGCCAGCGAGAAAAAAGCGGAGAGGAACAGGCGAGGAAAAGUAAUUGAAAUGCAAUGCACUAGAGGGGCGAAGGGAUGCUAUGGUGGACUCAAAAGAAGGAAUUGAAAGAGACUUCUUCAAUGCCACCAUAAGGUUUCCUGCCCUCAAGGCCACUGGUUAAGGUGCCACGAAUUCAACUAAGCCGACCAUCUAAUUAACAAGAUUUUCAAAUUUUUUUCAUACAGCUAAUAACGCAAUAACUGAAAAUGGAAUGUAACUCUCUAUAACUCGAAGUAAAUGCCCAUUUAUGGCGUGUGAUUUAGUACAAUUCUUAGGAUAAGAGAGAUAUAAUCUGUUCCUAGCGCCCCAAAGGGUUCCGUCAUCUCAUAGCCUUGACCAGAGGCGUAUAAAACUGGGAAUUAUGUCUAAAUUAUAAGUGUCGAAUUGAGAGGCGCCAGGAUGGAGAGAAGGGCAGAAGUGGGCUGCCUCAACUCCACCGCCCACCCACUCGAUCCCGCCCAUCGCCAAUUAUCCAUGCGCCCAACGCGUCACUGGGGACAGUUGGCAACAAGCGGCGGUGGCCUAUGGCGAUGUCAUUCAAUCCCAUUCAAUGGCGAUGUGGCAAUGGGGCGUAUGAGUGAUGGCUGCUUAGCCAAGCGGGAGCCGGGUCGCCAGUAUUAUUGGCACCAUCGUUGCCCUAUUUGUCAAUGAGCGGAAAAAAGUCCGACGCCCUUUACAAAAAAAGACAUUUAUUCGCUGUCGCGCGCGUUUCGACGAGUGGGUAAACCCAAUGGC